AACAAGACAUAAUGCAUUAAAAGCCUUACCAGAAAAAUCAAAGGCUAUAAAAACUAAUAAUCAAUAUGAAUUCAAUAUACAAAGAUAUGCUAUUGAUGCAUUUGGUUUAGAAAUAUUAGGGCAUCUGAUUAGAGAAAUCAAAGCAUUAUUUGCACGAGAAUUAAUAUCACCUGAGAUUAGUGAAGAUAAAGCUGAAUCUGAAGGAUCACAAAUUGCUAAUAAUAAACAAUCAACAUCAGAAGAAAUUUAUUAUGUUCCUUUUAUCCCUUGGCACAAUGAUGAG
This is a messenger RNA of Funneliformis caledonium, 283 nucleotides long. The record is from the annotation of a GenBank genome assembly. Lineage: Eukaryota; Fungi; Glomeromycota; Glomeromycetes; Glomerales; Glomeraceae.